Coccinella septempunctata (seven-spotted ladybird) is the source of this 2058-nucleotide messenger RNA. RefSeq names its product glutaredoxin domain-containing cysteine-rich protein CG31559-like. Bases 266 to 1771 code for a protein of 501 amino acids. The record is from RefSeq and is a predicted model, not a curated record. NCBI's taxonomy places the organism in Eukaryota, Metazoa, Arthropoda, Insecta, Coleoptera, Coccinellidae. The transcript is spliced from 5 exons. Gene Ontology annotation, biological process: sensory perception of sound.
UCAGGUAUUCCUGCCGUACGACCGCCAGCCAACUCCGAUUUCUACUUUUCCACGUCUGAAUUCUGUUACUCGACCUGUUCGGCAGCCAGUCUCCGAUCGGUGUUUCGUUUCGACGCGAGGAUCUCUGUGUUCUUCAUAUUCGGUGAUCUGUCCGAUUUCCGUGGCUCGCAGAUGUCGUUUGUGAUUUAAUUUAAUAGAUUUGCCUGUUGCUAUUGGAAACCAGUUUGUGUUGAUUAUGGAAAAGGAUUUCUGAAGAAUCGCAACCAUGGAAGAUCCAAGCAUGAGACCUCCACCUUUGCCACCCAAAGCGCGAAAGUCCCCUCCAGCAACCAGUACAACGGUACUUACAAACUGCAUCAUUCAAGACGACUACAAUCGCAACCACAGGUUCUUGAAUACUCUCGACGUCCAACAAGAGACCAAGUCGAAUACGCACGUGGUCAAGAUACAAAUAAAUCCCUCUCAAGAGUCCUACGCCAAUGGUACGACCAGUUCGACCAGCGUGACGUGUGUCGUGUCGCCCUGUAUCAAGAUAAGUGUCAAUACGGAUGGUGAAAUGGUACACAACAAGACGAUGGUGGAUUCUUCGACAGAAACCAAUGGAUACUUUUUUUACGACCAGUUUCAUGGUGAGGUUAUGUCGAGUGGGCAGAUUUCUCCAAGUGAUACCCUUGACUCGGGUACUUGCAGUGAUUUAGACGGUACACCGCCCCCAAUAAGUUCCAAGAAGACUACAGGAAUAUCUGUCACCAUAAUCGGUGAAAAAACUAAGGGAUUGUCAAGCUUGAACAGUAGUGGUACCGAGAUAGACAGUGAUGAUAACGAAAGUAAUGUCAGCUACGAAGCCUACCCCAAUAGAAAAGUACCUCUUAUCAUAAAUCACAUACCAGCAACCAAACGGAGCUCAUCAAACUUCCUUCCUCAAACCCUUUUGCAGGAUAUACGAAACGCUAAAAUAUCCGACCAUCAAACAGAACCAAAACCAGUGCUUAUAGAAGAAAAGUCCUACGUGGAAAGGAAAGAGGAGGAUAAACAAAAGUGCGAAGAAAUUAUAAGUAGUAAAAAACAGUAUGAGACAGAUAAGUAUUACGAUUUUCAUUUGAAUGAAAACGAUCCAAGUGAUGCGAUAGUGCCCUCUAAGAAUGUUGAAGAGGAUGAGACAUUCGCCGGUUAUAAAGACUUGAUGGGUGAUGGAGCUUCUACAAUAAGGAGUGCUAAGGGUACAGUGCGGGGUGUUAAAAAUAGGGUGCGUGCAGGUAUUGCUACUUUCCUCCAGAUCAACUCCAACACAAAGAAUUACAAGGAAAAAGAAGCGGGUAAAGUUGUUGUGUAUACGACAACCAUGGGCAUAAUAAGAGACACCUAUCAAGCUUGCAUGAAAGUGAAGCAGAUUUUGCGUACACUACUGAUCAAGUUCGAGGAGAGAGACGUUUUCAUGAGUAGUGAAUGCCAGCAGGAAAUAAGGGAACGAAUGAGGUGUGAUGACAUUUUGAUCCCGCAAGUUUUUGUUGAUGGACAACACAUUGGGGAUGCCGAAACUAUAGAGAAGUUGAAUGAAUCUGGGGAACUCAGGAGGAUUCUGAAGCCAUUCAAGAGCAUGGACGCCUGCAACCCUUGCAAAGUGUGCGGCGGAUUCCGCCUAUUACCGUGCACGGUCUGUAAUGGAAGCAAGAAAUCCGUCCAUCGAAACCAUUUUACUGCAGAAUUCGUGGCUCUGAAAUGUAUGAACUGUGACGAAGUGGGCUUAGUAAGAUGCACAGCUUGUUGCUGAAAUGUCGAGGAGGAUUGAGGGAUCCCUCCAGAGAAAUUUGACAUUGACUCAACCAAUAUGGAGAUAGAGUUCAAUUAUUUUUAUAUUCCACAAGUCAAAUACAGAUUGAAGCAAUCAACGAACAACGUAAUCCACAAAUGGAUUAUAUUUGAAGAAACCUCCAACUUGGUUAAUUCAUUUAUUGUAUAAGUUGAUGUAUAUUGAAAUUUUAGUAUUUUAUUGUGUCAUAUGUUUGUAUGUGUCGUUAAUUUGUAUUAGGUAAUACAAUAAAUUUUAAUUUCGUUAAA